UCCCGGUGAAUUUUAAACAACGCGAGUAGUUAAACGAUACGGUAAAACAGGGCGACGUUUCAUUGCAACGUUAUUAUCAACGUGUCCCAUGAGAAUAAUUUUACAACGUGGAUUAAAACGAAAAGAAACGUGGCCGGUGGCGUGUUAGCGUCGUGGGUAUUGGGAUCGGUAGUUACGUCAGUGCUGCGGUACGUAGCGGUGGUUUAGGGAGCGUCGAAACGGAGAGAAAAGGACCGAACGGGGCGAUCGAUGCAUUGAGGCGCCAGGCCCCUGAGCUCAGCCCCGUUUCGUUUCCAUCACCCUUACCCCGGUAUGCCCUGCAGCAAAGCUGCCCUCCGGGCUUUUCUCUUUACUGUGCAGUUGCGCGUCAACCUUUUCACGGUGUAGUGCUGCAUUCGGUCACUGGACUUCUCUCCGCCUCUCGGUAUAAACGUUACCCACUCGUACGAGGCUCUCUCUCUCUCAUUCUCUGUUGUGACACACGACACGAUCGUCGUCGAUCAUCUCUCUCGCCGCGAAGUGCGCGAUACGCUCUGGGGGGCGAGAAAGAAACGGAAAAGGAAUCGCUCGCGUGACCGAAUUCUCAUUUCUUAUGCGUUCAGGUACAAGUCGACUUCGGUGGCGAUGUUGAUUAAUUAACAGUGUCGUGCUCGUUGUUGGAAUUAUGUCGGCUGUCGUCGUCGUCGUCGUCGUCGUCCGGGAUCACGGUUUGGGUUUCGACGUGCUUGAACCAGUUUCCGGGCACAUGAUCCCCCGAGUGUAGAACUUUGAUUCGGUGUCAUCGAUUCCAGGCUUGCUGUUGUGAUGUUCGUUUCACUGACAGACGAUUAUGGAGAUAGCUGAUGCUGGAGGUGGUCAGAAGCGACUUCGUGUAACUGCUCUAGUUCCAUUCAUACUUCUGUUCGGUUGGACGGACCGCGUGUCAGCUGGCGAUUGCGGUCUGGCCGAGUUAACUUGCCGGGAUGGGCAUUGUGUGCCGAUUGACGCGUACUGCAACGGACGAGAUGAUUGCGGGGAUAACAGUGACGAGCCGACGAUGUGCACACCCUGUAAUCGGACGUAUCACGGACGGGAAGGACGCACGUACAAAUUGGAUCUUCCGAGACCGAGCGAGGAACGGCUGCCAUUUCUUUGUCAUUUAACGUUCACCGCUGCUGGCCACGGUUACGGCGAGCUGGUGCAACUGUUGUGGGACGCGUUCAGCGUCGGCAGAGUGGAUCCGAAUACCGACAGCUUCGUCACUAGCUGCCCGGAGGGAUCGUUGCAGCUGGCGGAGCUCGGCAGACACUUCACCGGUGGCUCGUGGUGCGGCGUCGGCGAGGGGAAGGCGUCUUACUACAGCGAGACGAGCACCGUCACCGCGUCCAUACGGCUGUUUCACGCGCCGUCCAGCGUCCCGUUCGAGUUUCGUCUGAGGUACAGGUUCGUGGCGCGUAACGAGGCGGUGGCCCGGCUGGGCAAGCCCGAGUUACCGAUCGAGCGGGGCUCGCCGGUGCCGGGCACUUACUGCUCGAGGAACUUCUACGAGUGCCACCUGAAGCAGUGCAGGCUGCAGAGCCCUAACUAUCCCGGCGAGUACCCGAGGAACGCCAGCUGCUCGAUAACCAUAAGGCAGAAAGAGGUGCCCACCUGUAAGCACGCGAUGAUCUCGGUGAAGUCAACGCCGGGCGGCCCGGUCGGCGUCACCACCGCCAACACCACACUGAGCGUCUGGCAAGACUGCCCGCCGGAGAAGGACCAUCUUAUCUUCCGAGACGGCGUCAGGCCAGAGGAUCUCGUGCUGUUGGUAUACUGCGGUGGGCCACUGCCAAGAAUCACUGCCAGGGGGCCGACGAUGCAGGUGGAGUUCCGAAGCUCGCCGAUCGCCAUUCCCCUCGGCGCCUCCGCCCUCAGGCUCGAGCUCGAGAUACAGGUGGUUUACGUGGACUCGGACGGCCUCGAGUACGCCAAGGGGCCCCAGGGCUGCCACUUCUUCGUCAACGGUACCAACAAACGCAGCGGCGUGCUGAGAGCGCCGCUCCACGCGCUGCCGCCCAACUCCAGCUGCACGUGGAACAUCAAGGGUUCAGCCGGCGACCGUGUGUGGAUCUACUUCUCGUCGUACUCGCAGCGAGACCUGACCGGCACCGUCGAGAGCAACGCCAGCUCACAGUCCGAUGUGCCGUGCGCGAUCAAGCUGAUAUUCUGGGACGGCACGCCGGCCACCGGCCUCCCGAUGGCCACGCUCUGCGACGACACGCCCAAGCUCUGUGCACACGCGGCACUCAGGAACGUCACCAGGAGCACCAGGCCGUGCACGCAGGACGAGAGCUACAUCACCGUCACGCCGUCGCUGACGUUACGGAUGGAAACGUUGCUGGGCACCGCGCUUCACACGGUGAACUUUAACGCACAGUACGAGUUUAUAUCGACCACUCAAGUCGGCGAGCCAUGGGGUGACGGAGCCUGCAGCAGAGUGUGGCGCAAAGUUCGUAGCGGCGAGGUGACGUCGCCGCGCGACGUACGCCUGUUUGGUAGGGGCGGCUCGCAAAAAUUGGACUGCAGAUACCGUAUCGAGGCGAACGCGGACGAGAGGGUGCGGCUGACGUUGCACAACGUCAGCCUCGGCGAGUCGACCGUGUGCACGAGCGAGCCAGAUCCCCACACCGGCCGACCACGUUGUGUUCAAGAAGUGGGCUCGCGAGAAGCUCGUUUAGUUUUGUACGAGGCGCCCUGGCGGGACGUCAAGCUUCCGAGAGCCUGUUUAUGUGAUAACACGUCGCAUCUUCCAUUGACGCACAUCUCCUCGAGCACCGCGCUGGAGAUCACGUUCCUCGUCGACCAGCAAACACCCCACGAGGACUUCGAGACUCUCUUCUUCUACGCCAGCUUCGAGCUCGUCAGAGCGCGCGAGUGCCCCAGGAAACAGAGAGUGCGCGGCGAAGGUGGCGAAUUACGGUUCGUUGCUCCACCUUUGUCGAGACCAGACAUUUACUGCGAAGGACUUCCAUGGUUGGUGGAGGCGCGCGAGAACCGAUCGCUCUUCGUUUUAACCUGGGGCUGGUUCCUGCCCCUGGAGCCCACACCGAUAACGGAAAUGAACGAGCAGAGCAAGUGUCCAACGACCAACAGGAUCCUCCUCUACUCCGGUUGGCCGCCGAAGCUUUUGAAAGUGGUGUGCCCCGCCGAGCCAGGCGCGCGAGAGUUCACCGUUCACGUCUUCUCCGAGGAGUGGCUCGGGGGCACCGACGAGGGUAAAUGGCCAGGUCCGCCGCGACCGCCGGCGCUUUUGCUGGACUUCAUCGCGAGGGAGUCUGGCCAGGCUGCUGCCUCGUGGCUGGAGAUCUCGAAGAGCAGAGCCGCGCUACGCAGGCAGCUACGUCUACCCGAGAGAGGCGUGGAGAACGAGACGUCGACGCACGGCGACUGCCCCCAUAAAUGUCCCGAGCUGAGCGCCUGCAUUGCCGCGAGCCUCUGGUGCGACGGGAGGGCUAACUGCCCGUCCGGGCACGACGAGGCGAACUGCGGCAACGGGGCGAAGUUACUUGGGUUACUGCCUUCGGAAAUGUGGCUAGUACUAGCUGGUGUCUCUGGGAUUAUCGCUGCCUUUGCGUGCUUCUUCGUGGUGCUGAUUAGCAGGUCAAAAGCGCGUACAAAAAGACUUCAUUACAAGGGUACAAAGAAAAGCAAUAGGCCGAGGCGAGCGCCGACCGAGGAGACAUUACUGGGGGCAGCAUCCUGACAGCAGCAGCCCGGUUUCGUGGAGUACAUCCACGUGGACCGGGAGACAACCGUCUAGCAAUAUUUCUCUGUGCUUUACCGUCCACUAACUUAACACUAUCCCCAGGCAUCGUGAACCAAAAUGUUCAAGUAACUCAUUCCUUUCUUUUUUUUUUUAUUUAUUUUCGAGUUACGUGUUAUUUGACUCGUUUACUCGAUAAACAUUUCCGACCGUUGCUUAAUUGUAACUGUUAUCAAUAUGUACUCGUUUGUUUCGCAUGUUUUUAGUAUUCUACGUUGCGUAUAACUUAUAUAUAUAUAAACGUCUUGCCAGGAUCGAACAGCGCGACACCCAUAGGGAGAGACGCGAAACCAUACUGCCGUGAUCUCCGUUUCUUUCAAGGGAGCUCCAUUUCAAUUUUAAACGAUAGAGUGAAUUAUAUCACUUCGUUGUAACGGGCAGUUAGAGCGAUAGCAAUAGCGAUAUCGGUGUUCCCAUUCGUGCAAUAUGGGCGUGCGACAACGUGGAAAGUGAUGAAUGGUAAUACUCGAGUCAAGUUGCGGCAACUGAUCUUUUUGCAAGAGGCUAGAAGAGGCUAAUUAAUUGAAAUACCAAAGAGCCAAAGAGCUAAGUUACGUUGUGACAUUUCAUUCACUGACACACGAUGUUUUAUAAACCAGAGAGAAAGAGAGAGAGAGAGAGAGAGAGAGAGAGAAAGAGAGAGAGAUAGUAAAUGCAAUUAAUAUAAUAUACAGGAAUAAAUCUAUAAUUUAAAAGAUAUCACACAUAUUGCUCAAAAGAUAUUGUAACUGCCAAAAAGAAAAAAAAAAGAUAUUUUAAUUUCGAUUAGCUGAUAUACUACAUUUUUAGCAGCAAUAGAAAAGAAAAAAAGAAAAAAAAAAAAAAAGAAGUAAUAGAAGAAGUAUUCUGAACGCAGAGGAGGAUAACUUUUUUAUAUUUCAACGUAGGGGAAGCAAGUUCAAUUUAAAAGAAAAAAAAGAAAAGAAAGAAAAAAAAAGACGAGAAGAUCGAAAUUGAUUACAUAAUCAUAGUUACAUCUAUCGACGAUGCCAAAGAGUUGAUUUUAACGUGUUCAAUAUUUAUAUUUCUCUUAAGAUUUUCAAAUAUAUUUUUAUGACUUUUGCUCAGAUGUUUAAUUAUAUAUAUUUUAAACGAGUUGUCAUUGGAAAUUUAAAAAAAAAAAAAAUGAAAAAAGAAAAAAAAAAGAGGGAGGGAGAAAAUGUAGAAAUGUAGAAAUACUUGUUUGACUUGCAAAGCUUAUUGAAAUUUUGCUGAAACAAAAGUGGUCGACGUUGAUAAUAUCGAUAUCUGUUAUUCUUCAUUUGCUGAAUACAAGAUACACUAUAAAAGUACUAUACUUAUAAGGGAACAAUUGUAGGUGAAGUUCCAGCGCACAAGAGAUUGUGAGAAAAACGAAGGAAAUAAAAAGAAUUAGCUAAAGUUUACAAUAUUA
Molecule: messenger RNA, 5174 nt
Organism: Frieseomelitta varia
Lineage: Eukaryota; Metazoa; Arthropoda; Insecta; Hymenoptera; Apidae
Exons: 5
Coding region: 830-3721 (963 amino acids)
Cellular component (GO): plasma membrane
Molecular function (GO): protein binding
Source: RefSeq, a predicted model, not a curated record